CAAGCGUUUAUUUUUGGGCUCUUAUUUUACUCUAGGAUUGUCGACACGGGCGGUGGCAGCACUUGAUUACUAUUUUUCGACCAGCUUGACUCUUUACAUUCUUUUCUCUCUUUCGUACAUCAAGUUCUCAUCUUCCCUUUUAUUCAAGGAAUUUAUUCUACCUCAGCUUCUUCUCCAUUUUGCUCCUUAUUCAUCGUUAUCGGCAUCCUUAUCGUUAUCCUUAUCAAAUUUCUUAUCGAUAACCCUUGACGUCCUACCUUAGGUAUCUUUUUCGGGAUCUUGCCACUGGGCUUUGCUUUUCCCCUUCUACUACCUUAGUAGUCAUACGCCAUUUUCCCUACGUCACGGCAUCUAUCACCCUAAUAAUCAGACCGUCUUCUCACCGCUCGGGACCGAAGAGAGGAAAAGGAGAGAAGAAGGUCUUAGAAUCUGAUUUGGUUCCUUCAAUUGGCUGUCCCGCUGGCGGGCUGGCCAUAUUACGAAAUGGCGCAAACCUCAUCACGACCCAUGAUAUCCAUUUCUGCGCCCUGCGCGAGCUUAAGUCAGCCACUCGACGCCUCCCCCUCGCGGACGCCAGAUACGAAACCUAAAGCCAAGCUGUACCCCCCUGCGCGCCUACAUCUGCGUGGCCUACUUCCCCCCGAAACGAUGAGUUCCGCGGAACCUGGCUCCCCAUCGACCAGCCCAUCGACUAGCCCAUCGACUAACCCAUCGGCCAACACUUCAUCUUCCUCCUCUCCACAACCAAAAGAACCAGCAGAACCAGCGACACAGAAACAAACCCUCACAAUUCAGACUCUCCCUACUACACGACCGGCACAGAAACAAACCGUCACAAUGCAGAGCCUCCCCGAAUCGCCCGUCCUGGGCACCCCCAACCCCUGCGCCAUGCAGGAGACGACACACCCCCUCCCUCAGCCUACGCCUACGCCUCCGCCGCCCACUCGACCCUGGCUGUGGAAAUGCCACGGCUGCCACACGAAACAGCGCCUCGCCUGCACGCAACGAUGCCUCGAAUGCUCGCGCCGCCGCCUGUGCGACAGAAACAACCCGAAGCCCAGACCGACGGAAUUCGACUUCGCGGGGUGGAGGGACUUUAGAGCGUGGCGGACCAAGACCAAGCAGAAGCAGGCCUCCUCCAAGGGCCUGCGCCCUUCCUCGUCCUCCUCGUCCUCCUCCCCCCGGUCUUACCGCCAGAAGACGGGUUUACUCGCCCAUGCGUACGCGCACGGUUAUUUCGACCACCACGAUGCCGAGGCGGGAGGAUGCGAGGCUGCGUGCGAUUAUCCCGGGGAGUGCGUCCGUCGGAGGAAACACGAGGAGGCGCGACGGAAGAGGGAGGCGGAGGAGCUGCAGCGGCAACAAGAAAGGGAACUACAGGAGCAGGAACGCCAGAUGCUGCAGUAUAUGAUGCAGCGACAGCAGCAGCAGGACGGCGAGCAGUGGUGGAACGAGGUCGGCUUCCAGGACGGCCCCGGGGCGGGAGGGCUGGAAGGCUACGUCCUUGCACGCAUCCCUUCCCUCGCGGGUAAAGACGAACAAGGGGUGGCCUCGCCGCCGAGUCCCGUGCUCCAGGGAGUGGACGGACUAGGAGGCAACAUUUGCAUGGGGGACGCGGACGUGGGCGUGGGCGUGGGGAACAUGGCGGAUGGAGGAGGAGGGGGAGGAGGAGCGCAUGACGACGCCCAAGUCCGUCAGGCCGCCCUUUCCGUGGCGUGGCCGUCGCCUUCUUCCAACCCCAGCCCGCCAUCGUCCUCGGCCUCGUCGUCGUGUUCCGGGAGUUGGUGCGAGGAGGACCGCGAUGAUUCGACAAACCAGUCGCAAAGCCAAGGCGAACCAGACGUUGGCCCAUGUUGCGACGCACAAGGCGGGGAAGCAGGACAAGGGCAAGAGCAAGGAGGAGCAGGAGCAGGAGCAGGAGCAGGAGGAGAGAACAACUACGUGAACGACUACUCCAAGUCGGGGCUGGACCUGGGGUUGACCACGGCAGACAUGGCGGCCACGGCCUGUACGGGUGCGAGUUUCGAGCCGAGUGAUGCCCUCUCUGUUUUCUGGGGCGCCGGAGAGCAGGUUGCUGUCCGGGAUGCACAAAUGGAAUUGGGUGACUGGUUGAACAAGAUCCCGAACCUCGGCCAGGGACCCGACAUGACGGGGGGAUAUGAUGACUUCUUUUGAGCAAUGACGGGAGGUAAUGUGGUAAUGAUAUGGAACUGGGACAGCUCUGACAGCCGGGGGGGGAACUUGGACAACAGGGACAGCGAGGGGCGGUGUCUUUAAUGGGGUGACUUUAUGACACUUGGUCAAGCGAACGGACGAAGAAGAUGAAAUUCUUGCUUCGUUAUUACUGCAUCUCAACUCUGGCUGACAGCACUGGCGUUUCGG
Molecule: messenger RNA, 2382 nt
Organism: Sodiomyces alkalinus F11
Lineage: Eukaryota; Fungi; Ascomycota; Sordariomycetes; Glomerellales; Plectosphaerellaceae
Exons: 1
Coding region: 484-2175 (563 amino acids)
Source: RefSeq, a predicted model, not a curated record